Felis catus (domestic cat) is the source of this 3399-nucleotide messenger RNA. RefSeq names its product dynein axonemal assembly factor 2 (gene DNAAF2). Gene Ontology annotation, cellular component: cytoplasm. The record is from RefSeq and is a predicted model, not a curated record. NCBI's taxonomy places the organism in Eukaryota, Metazoa, Chordata, Mammalia, Carnivora, Felidae. The transcript is spliced from 3 exons. Gene Ontology annotation, biological process: axonemal dynein complex assembly. The coding region runs from base 580 to 3060 and encodes 826 amino acids.
ACGCUGACAGCACAGAGCCUGCUUGGGAUUCUCUCCCUCCCUUUCUGCACUUCCCCCACUUGCUCUAUCUCUCAAAAUAAAUAAAUAAACUUAAAAAAAUGUAGAUAAGCUUAAACUGAAUUACAGCUUGCCAGUAUACUAGCUAAGUGACGUUGGUCAGGUAACUUCUCAGGUCCAAUAGUCUUUGUGAAAUGGUGAUCAGGUCUACCUUGAAGUGUUGUGAACAAUAACUUACAUAAAUACUGGAAAUUACAACAAUUAUUAUGACAGUUAUUCUGCAUAAGCAAUUGCACCAUGGCACAGGAAUCUAAAAAUGCAGUAUGUAGAGUAAUUGAUUGAUUUGAAGAAACUAAGAGGCUAUUUGCGGCAUUUCCACCAUCCCACUCCAAUUUCUGCCCCUCCUCCCGGGUGCUGGUAGUGUCACUAUGGCAACGACCACGCGCUGCCGCUGCCGUAGGCUCCGUUCUCUGGCGGUUACCGAACUCCGCCACCACCCCACUCUCCGCAGACCAGCGACUGCACCGCGCGUCCCGACCACCUGGUCUCCCCUGGCUCGAAGGCCAGGAGCCACGGGGCAGGAUGGCCAAGGCGGGAGCCUCUUCGUCGCUGGAGGACUUGGACCUGAGCGGAGAAGAGGUCCAGCGGCUCACCUCCGCCUUCCAGGACCCGGAGUUCCGGCGAAUGUUCUCCGAGUACGCAGAAGAGCUCACAGACCCCGAGAACCGGCGGCGCUACGAGGAGGAAAUCACCGCGCUAGAGCGUGAACGUGGAGUGGAUGUGCGGUUCGUACACCCGCAACCUGGCCACGUGCUGCGCACUAGCCUCGACGGGGCGCAGCGCUGCUUCGUGAACGUGUGCAGUAACGCACUGGUGGGCGCGCCCAGCAGCCGACCCGGCCCUGGGGGCGCGGCGACCGGCAGCCAGUGGUCCCUGCCCUACAGCCUGGCUCCCGGCCGCGAGUACGCGGGGGGCCGAGGCACCCGCUACACUGUCUACGACGUAGUCUUCCACCCAGACGCGCUCACGCUAGCCCGGCGCCACGAGCGCUUCCGCCAGAUGCUGGACGCCACGGCCCUGGAAGCCAUCGAGAAGCAGUUCGGCGUGAAGUUAGACCGCAGGAAUGCCAAGACUCUGAAGAUCAGGUACAAAGGGACUCCGGAGGCCGCCGUCCUGCGCACACCCCUGCCCGGGGGUGUCCCGGCCCGGCCCGAAGGGGAGCCGGAGAGCCCUCUCCCCGAUUUCCCCUACCCCUACCGGUGCCCGGCGGUGGCCGGGAACUCUGUGGUCCCCCAGACCCAGGCGCCCUCCCCUCCGGAGGCGGUCCUGCAGCCCGCCCCCACAGAACCUCGCUACAGCGUGGUGCAGCGCCACCACGUGGACCUCCAGGAUUACCGCUGUUCCCGGGAUUCGGCCCCCAGUCCGGUGCCCCGGGAGCUGGUGGUCACCAUCGAGCUGCCGCUGUUGCGCUCGGCCGAGCAGGCGGCGCUGGAGGUGACGGGAAAGCGGCUGUGCCUUGAUUCAAGGAAGCCUGACUACCGGCUGCGGCUCUCGCUCCCGUACCCGGUGGACGACAGCCGCGGCAAGGCGCAGUUCAACAAGGCCCGGCGACAGCUGGUGGUCACGCUUCCCGUGGCACUACCCCCAGCGCGCCAGAAACCCACGGCGGAGCCGGAAGAGCCCGUCUACGCACCCGGAACUGACGGCGCGGCGUGCCCUUCCGCUCGCGAGGGGGAGGCGGGCCCGGCAGGGGGUUGUGCCGGGAUUGGCGGCCGGGAACCCAGGCUCCCUGGCGCUGCGGAUGUACAGAGCACUAAUCAGGCCGCCGCUGUGGAGGAGCUUGUCUCCCAGCCCGAGGAGCGGGACUUGGACGAGCAAGCUGUGUGGACAACGGGCAUCGAGGAGGAGCCGCCUUCCGUAGCAGGGAGCUCACCUGGGGACGGUGGAGGAGGCUCCCCUUGUACUUCAUCUGGGGACCUUGACAGGGGGUCUUCUGCAGGAAGAGGGAGUGCGCGGGGAGGUCUCAGUGUUGAGACGCGCGUGAUCGGGGAAGGUGUUCCAUCUGAUCGAGCCAUGGGUCGUCCCGGGACGGGCAGCAGGGAACCAUUGUGUCCUCCUUUGCAGUGUAAUCAGGAUGAAGAAUCCCUGACUCUGCUAAUUCAAGUGCCUCGGAUCCAACCGCAAAGCCUUCAAGGGGAUGUGAGCCCCUUCCGGUACAAAUUGUGCUUCUCCACCCAAGACUUAGUUUAUUAUUCUUUCUUUUUGCAAUUCGCUCCAGAGAAUAAAUUGAAUACCAAAGAACCUGUGGUUAGUAUUUCUUCAAACAAUGCAGUGAUAGAACUGGCCAAAUCUCCAGAAUGCCAUGGACAUUGGAGAGAGUGGUAUUAUGGUUUAAACAAAGAUUCUUUGGAGGAAAAGCUGUUUGUCAAUGAAGAAAAUGUUAAUGAGGUACUUGAAGAGGAGGUCCUGAGCUCUCCAUUUAAACAGACAAUGUCCUUAACCCCACCAUUAAUUGAAGUUCUUCAGGUUACUGAUAGUAAGAUUCAGAUUCAUGCAAAGUUGCAAGAAUGUAGUAACUCUGAGCAGCUUCAUGAAAAGGAAGAAAAAGUCAAUGAAGGAAGUCCUGUAACUGAAAAAGAAAAUAUAGAACAUCCUACCGCCUCAACAACUGAUUCUGAUUCAUCUGUGGCAGUUAAAGUACUAGAAACAGACGGUUGUGGUUCAGUUGUAUGCUUGCAACAAGAGUCUCUUGAUGUUUCUCACAUGUUAUUUGGAAAGUCUCAGCAACCUGAGUCAAAAAUGGAACCUGAAUUUAUAAAAGAAGAAAGUCCCGUUUACUCAAAUGAGGAAAAAGAUAAUUUAAAAGAACCAGUGAUAACAGAAGAGAAAGAAUUACAUGGAGACCAUCAAUCAUUACUAAACGAAACAACAGUUCACAAUUUACCUGGUCUUGACAACAUAAAAGAAACCAAUAUGCAGGAUGGUAGUGUGCAGUUUAUUAAAGAUCAUGUGACUCAAUGUGCAUUCAGUUUUCAUAAUUCUUUGCUGUAUGACUUGGAUUAAUUCUAUAUAAUUUUAGAAUUUAAAAGUUAAGAGUAAAGUUUUUUGGACUUAGAUUAUUUUUCUGUUAACUAUUAUUGUAAAACAAAGUACUUAAGAAAGUAUAAAAUUAAAAUUUUCAAUUUUGAUUCUAAUGGGGAAACUGGCCAUAUUGUUUGCAUGUAUAAUUUAUACAGAGUUUCCUUAAUUAUGGUGAUUUUUGUGAUUCCUCUGAUAGAUGUGUACUUUUUCUAAUGGAGGGUUAUUAAACAUAUAGUUUUAAUACAACCUGUAUAUAUUUGCUUCUGUUUGUUUUUGGCUUCUUUACCAUAACUUUUAAUAAAGUUUUAAAGUAAAUAUUCA